Manihot esculenta (cassava) is the source of this 737-nucleotide messenger RNA. RefSeq lists its product as uncharacterized. NCBI's taxonomy places the organism in Eukaryota, Viridiplantae, Streptophyta, Magnoliopsida, Malpighiales, Euphorbiaceae. The transcript is spliced from 3 exons. The coding region runs from base 134 to 511 and encodes 125 amino acids. The record is from RefSeq and is a predicted model, not a curated record.
UGAGAAAAAGGGGUGCGUUCUUGUUGCUCUCAGUCAUAUUGACGUUAUCCCCAUCGGAUAAACCGGAGAUGCUGGUGGGAGAGGGAGAGUUGUAUUUCUGAUUUAUAUUUAGUUUUAAGCUGUAAAAUUAAACAUGGCAACAGUUAUGGUGUUAAGUCCACCGAAGCUCAAUUACUCUAGGAUGUCGGCGUCGCCAUGGAGGAGGAUGAUGAACACCACCUCCGCCACCAGGCAUUUCUUCAAGCCUUUGCACUGUGUUCCAGUGGAGCAGCUGCAGCUGCAAGAUGAGCAGGUUGACUCAAUUAUCAUGUGUGAACCUUGUAAUGGAAAAGGAUGGCUACUUUGUGAUUUCUGCAAGGGACUAAAAACCAAUGUGAAAGCUGAAAAUAAGCGGAUCUACCGUCGAUGUCCAUCUUGCAGAGCUAUUGGAUAUGUCAUAUGUCCUAAGUGCAAAGUUUUCAAAUGUGUUACCUUCCCAAAUUAUAAUGAUGGUGAGGAUGCAUACUUAUGAACAAUAUGGAGUUGGGAAUCAUUCAACCACUUUGCUUAAAGUUCACUUUGUUUUGAGGGCUUUCUUAAUGUUGCUGUCAUUUCCAUUUAUUCACUCUCAAAAAUAUGCUUUCAGAAGCCUGUGUGUAAUGUUCAUAUAUGAGUAAUUCAAUUUGGAUUGAAUGGCUAAAUGUUGGCCUGUUGUAUAUCUUUAUAAAGUAAAUAGCUGCACUCCAAUUGAUGUGUCA